GUGACACCAUGUUUAUGUUUGUUGAUGGUGGUGGCGAGUCUUACACCAGCACUACUCACACUUCCACGCUAUCAUGGCUACCGUUGACAGGUUGUACGCCCUGUACAACACUAUUGCAGAUGCUAAAGACAAGGCAGGCGAGCAUAAAGCAGAGUUUGCAGAAAUACUGACUGGAGUAAAGGGUGGCACAGGAGAAAGACGACUCACCUCUCAGUUCAUUGCACGCUUUUUUCAGCAUUUUCCAGCCCACCAGGAGCAAGCCCUAAAUGCUUUGUUUGAUCUCUGUGAAGAUGAUGAAGUUACAAUUCGAAAACAGGCUAUUAAAGAUCUGCCCACUUUGUGCAGAGGUCGCACAGAAUUGGUACCCAAGGUAGCAGACAUCUUGGCCCAGCUGCUGCAGAUGGAAGACCAGGUUGAACUGGCAGCUGUACAAAACUCCCUUGUCUCUCUUCUGAAAACUGAUCCUAAAGGAACCUUGACUGGAUUGUUUUACCAGAUUGAACAUAGUGAAGACGAGUUAGUACGAGAGAGAUGCAUUCGUUUUCUUCACACGAAGAUAAAGUCACUUGGGUCACAAGUUUUCACAAGUGACGUAGAAACACUCAUUCUCACCGAGGCAAAGAAAGUGUUGCAGGUAGAUUCAUCAGAAGAAGAGUUCACCCUUGUGAUGGGCAUACUUCGAGAAUUAAAAACCUGCCAGACAGUGAAGGGUUACCAGCAAUUGGUUGACCUGGUGGCUGAGCAAGUUGAUUUCACCCGUCCCUUGGACCCGUCUGAUGUUGAGAGCGUUCAUCGCCUAACAUCUUGCACAAAGCAGGCCCUGCCAUAUUUUUCUUCCCAGGUGCGUUCUACACAGUUUGUUGAAUAUAUGUGGCGAGAAGUUGUACCAGCUCUUGACCACUUGGAAGCUGCUGUGAGUGAUGGGGGUAACAAUGCUGCACUCAUCCUUGAUCUUCUGAAAAUUAUAGCAGAGCUUGUUCCUCAUGCUGGCAAUUUAGAAGAUAUAGGAGGCAAAAUUGUAACCAUCUUUGAUAAACUGUUGGAAGUGAUGCCACUACCUCCAGAAGGAGAUGCAGCCACAGAGGCACUGGAAGGAGGAGUCAGCCUAGAGUUUUCCCGUGUAGAGUGUCUCCUCUUCGCUUUCCACCAACUUGCAAAGCAGAGUCCAGAAUUCCUAACUGAAGACGCAGAUCGACUAAAGGAUUUCAGGAUCAGGCUGCAGUACUUUGCCCGAGUUUCACAGGCAUAUCAGAAACGCUUAAGAGAGGCAUUAGCCAACAAAACUGGCGAGGAACUGAAGACUGAAGAAAACAAAAUCAAGCUGAUAGCUCUCAAAACUACAGCCAACAUCAAUAUACUCAUCAAAGAUCUUUUUCACCAGCCUCCAUCUUAUAAGGCAAGUAUUGCACUAUCAUGGAAACCAGCCUCUGCAGCAGGGAAGGCAAUGACAAAUGGAGCAGAGAAGCGACAUCCACCCAUCACAUACGAUUCCAGCAGCCCCAAGAGCCACAAGGAAGAACGUCCCAUUUAUGCUCCACCAAAAGACAAGUACAGCCAGAGAGCAGGCCAAUACUCUGGUGGAAAUUUCCGGGGUCGAGGCAGGGGACGAGGAAGAGGCUUUGGGUUUGCUUCCAGCCGAGGGCCCAUCUUCCGCUCCAGCUUCAGAGGGAGGCGAGGAAGUUUCAGGCCCUAUUAAUAAAAAUUAUGGAAAAAAUGAAAACAAAAGAGAGACUUUUAGAAUGUGGACAAAUUGUGAUGGGCACAGAAGGACACACUAAAGGUCUUAAAAUACAAAAUGGUGUAGGACAGAAGUUGAUACAGCACAAAGGCCAAGAAAGUUUUUCACAAAUUCUUAAAGGGUACCUGAAUGGAAAAUUAUCAAAAAGCUUCUUUGACAUUCAUUAAGUUCUUUUGAAAUGAGUAUGAUUUUGGGUCUCUUGUAUAUAAAAAAUAAAAUGGAAAAUUUCAUUAGACAUUUUAAGAUAAGACAGCAACAGAAUUCUCUUACAUUAAUAUUCAUGAGCUAUAAUUACUGAAGUUACAGGACUCCUGAACAGAUCAAAAAUUCUGUAUAUAAACUUAAACUUAUGCAAAUUACUGAUGAAUCAGUAAUGAAACUCUAUAUGAUCAUUUAAAAAUUGUCUUAGUUUGUGAACUAAAUCUAGAAAAUUAUUUUCCAUAAUAGAAGAUAUUAUGUGGCCAAUUAAAACAAUAAUGUGACUUAGAGAAGUACAGUACCAUAUAAGCUUGGGAAAUGCUGUUUUAGAAUAUAUUGUUUGAAGGGACCAUGUUACUGAAAACAUCCUCUGUGGUUUACUUUUAAAAUUGUGCAAAGAGCUUUCUAAGUUUCAUCCAUUGUUUAACCUCCCCAGGUUUUACUUUGUAAGAUAGUCAGUUAGAUGUAGCAAUUACUAGGGCAAGAAGCAAGUGUGCUUUCUCUUGAUUUUCUUCCUUGGGGAACCAGCAAAGAUUGUUAAGCUGGGCGUAGUGAUUGCAGUAAAUGUUAAUUAUAUAGUAAUACUGGCUAAAUUUUUAGCCAUUUAAUGAUAGAUACUACACCAAGAUCUGUAAAAGCUUUUAUUUUACAAUGUUGCUGUUAUAAUUUUUCUUUUAAACUGUAUAUUGACCCAUGGCCACCUACAAGUGAACCUGCUCUUCAGCAUAUGGUUAAAUUGUGUAACAACAGACAUUUUGUUGGCCCCUCUUCAACAUUUGAAAUGUGUGCCUCAUAAAUGUUUGACAAAGAAACACUGGAACACUUCAAGAGCCAUAAGGAUUUUCUUCUAGCGUGGUAUAGCAGUGUAUUCUGCUAUACAGGAAGAUCCCUCAGCAGCUACAUGGUAUCCUUGUUGCUCCUCACCUCUCAGCUGCAACAAACCGGCAACUCAUGGAUGAUGCAGUUAAGAUUUUUUUUUUUUUACUUUGUAUGCAAAAUCACACUCGGUUUGGCAUGUUUAAUUCCAGGUUUUCCGGUGGUUUACUUCUUUGAUUAAAGAGAUUGGUUAUGCUGAUCGUAGAGAUGUAUAAUUUACUUUGUUCUUACUAAUGCCCCUUUUUUGACAGGAUAAAAUGGUAUAACUGGUCAAAUUUACAUACCAGUGUACUGAUAAGGUGCAGUCCAGAAAUGUGCAUGGUGAGUUUCUGCAGUUAAUUGAUCCUUUCAAAUAACACAAUCUUAUUUUCAUAAGACAUUUAAUGGUAUUGGAUUGUAUUUCAUUAUAUUCAUAUUGAUUUUCUUUUCAGAUUAAUCAAGAUUGUAAUAAAGAUUCUAAUGACAGUCUGCUAAUGCUUUAGCAUUUGUAUAUAAAAUAUUUUUAUAAUAACAUUGUUUCCUAAUGAAGAAUUUUCCCACAGAAAAUUUUCACAUGGUUGUUCAGCUGUUAAAUGUGUGGCUGUCACUGUUUAGUAUCUGACUUCUUGUUCUUGGAAUUUUCCUUCUUUUAGGGAAUGGCAUCUCGUGGACUCUUCUGGUAAGCAUUUCAUUUGUUUUCAGGUGUUAAUGACUAUGAAGCACUAAUCAAAACAAGUAAAAUAUUGAACAUGUUAGUUAGGCUGUCAUGCUGAUGAAGCAGUUACUACAGUUGAACCACUUACAUUCUGAAGUGUUGCUUAAUCCCAAAGGAAUCUCUUUAAUUUGUGUGCUCUGAGUAUGUUGGUUUAAAUAAUGUGAUGCAGGGUGAAGGGCAGCAGUACCUCUUGUUGACCCACCUAGCUGCUUGAUACCACAAUCAACCUUCAUAUUUUAGUCACAAGUGACAAAGUUUGAAAACUGAAUUUUAUCUGAUAUUUAUCAAAUUCCAGUAUUCUACUUCAAUAUAUCUGCUUGAAAUUAUAAUAAUAGACAUGUUCCUUGUGCUAGAGAAAUAAGGACAAAAUAGAUAAUGGUGAUGACUCUAAGAGUAGUUGGAUCUUUACUAUCAUUCAGUUAUCAUGAAAAUAAAGAUGGAGACAAAUGGAAUAUGAAGAAAGUUUACUGAAAAAAGUAAAGAGUACAUUUUGUUGUGGAGGGAGGCUACAAGGACCACUUCAGCAGUUUAUUUAAUAUGUAGUUAUACCUUGCUUUACAUACAGUUUUAUAAUGAAGCGUCUAGCUCCAAAAUGUUUAAAUGAUAUACGAUGCUUCCUGUCCUUUGUGUUACUAAUGAACAUAGGAAGUGCACUUAUUUUUUUAAUUUUUAUACAUCGUUUUCUAUAUGUGUAUUCCUAGUUCUCAUUGUUACCAGAAUUCUGUCAUUAAAAGAGCUGGUCUUGAUGUAUCCAGAAUAGGAGAAAGUAUUUUGAAACAGGAAAAUUAAUUAUCAAAAGGUAGGGAGGAGAUGUAACAAAAACUAAAUUGUCACUUUUUUUUUUUUUAAUGCACUGGCCAUCUCCCACCGAGGCAGGGUGACCUGAGAAACAAAAUGAAAGUUUUCUUCUUACAUUUGGUAUAUUUAUACAGGAGAGGGGUUACUAGCCCCUUUCUUCGGGAAAUUUAGUUGCCUCUCAUGACAUUCAUGGCUUAUGGAGGAAGAAUUGUUUGCCACUUCCUCUUGGAGUUUACCAAAUGUACCUGUAUAAAUUGAGUGCAAUGUGGAGGAAGUGAUCAAUUAUUGCAGAUUGCUAUGUGGUGAUGCAACACUGAAUGUCAUCUAUAUGAAAACCAUCAGUCUGAGACUGAGUACUUCUUCUCAUUGCAAAGAUUUGGGCAUCUUAAAAUUAGUUUGUUGUCUGCUUACUUCAUAUACACUAGUAUAUAUUUGUUAUAUUCAAGGGAUGCCAUUUGAUACAAAAUAUGCAGUUGAAUAUUUACCUUUAUUAUGAGUAUACAUAUGUCAUUUAUUUGUAAUUUUUUUUCCUUGAGUUUAGUCUGCAUGAUUGUAGAGGACAGUUUAUAAAAUUCUGACUUAUUUUAUUGGGAUGGGGGAACGUGGGUUGUGGUUUGGUUUUACAUGUUAUGUAGAAUUAAUAUAACUGCCUCAGUGGGAGAUGGCCGACUUGUUGAAAAAAAAAA
This is a messenger RNA of Cherax quadricarinatus, 4990 nucleotides long. RefSeq names its product apoptosis inhibitor cassowary (gene cass). Gene Ontology annotation, biological process: negative regulation of apoptotic process. Gene Ontology annotation, cellular component: nucleus. Lineage: Eukaryota; Metazoa; Arthropoda; Malacostraca; Decapoda; Parastacidae. The record is from RefSeq and is a predicted model, not a curated record. Gene Ontology annotation, molecular function: RNA binding.